AUGGAAGGCGCGGGGCCCCCCUCGGACGUGCGCCUGUGCGGCUACCUGCGGAAGCAGAAGUCCCAGCGGCGGCGCUACUUCGUGCUGCGCAGCGGCCCGGCUCGCCUGGAGUACUACGAGAGCGAGAAGAAGUUCCGCGCGCCCAGCUCGCGCCCCAAGCGCGCCUUCCCGCUGGCCGCCGCGCUGAGCAUCAGCAAGAGGGCCGACGCCCGCCACAGGCACCUCCUCGUCCUCUGCGGCCCCGACGGCACCUUCGGCGUGGCCGCCGAGGACGCCGAGCAGCAGCAGGCCUGGUUCGCCGCCCUGGUGGAGCUGCACCGCGAGGGAAACGCCCCCCUGGAGGGAGAGGGAGACUCCGCCACGCUCUCCGGCCCGACCUUCAAGGAGGUCUGGCAGGUGAGCCUCCGGCCCCGAGGUCUGGGCCACACCAGGCAACUGGCCGGCACCUACCUCCUCUGCCUGACGGACAAGACCAUCAGCUUUGUGAAGCUGAACACGGCCGUGGCCGCCGUGGUCUUGCAGCUGCUCAACGUCCGGCGCUGCGGCCACUCGGAGAAUUUCUUCUUCAUGGAGGUGGGCCGCUCGGCGGUGACGGGCCCUGGAGAGCUCUGGAUGCAAGUGGACGACCUGGUGGUGGCGCAGAGCAUGCACGAGACCAUCCUGGAGGCCAUGAAGGCCCUCAGCGAGGAGUGCCGCCUCCCCGGCAAGAGCCCGGCCUCCACCCCCAUCUCCGUGCCCUCUCGCCACCAGCAGCCCCCCGGGGCCCCCCCGCCAGGCCAGGCGGCUUUCCCCUGGAGACCUCGCCCCCCGGAGGGGAUGCUCGCCUUGAGCCGGAGCCCCGUCCCCCCGAGGCAAAAGGGGGCGAGGCCGCAGAAGCCAGGCUCCUUGAGCGACUACAGCGCCGUCUCCUCGGAUGAGGGGGGAUCGAGCCCGGGGGAUUCGCACCCACCCCACACUCCAGACCAGCUGAGCGACCUGGUGGCAGACUACAUUUCCAUGGGCAAGCUGGCUCGGCCGGACGGGCCCGGCUUGGCCAAGUGGGGGCCCAACAAGAGGGCCUCGCUGCCCCCCCUGGCCCUGGAGAAAGACAGCCUGCCCCCCUGGAAGCUGACCCUCAAGCCGGUAGCUGCCUCGGCCAGUUACCCUGAAGGACUCAACCGCAGCGCUGAGCCCGGCUACAUGGCCAUGCUGCCUGGCGUGACCGAGGGCCAAGCCUACCUCCCCAUGACCCCAGGCAGCAUCUCCCCUCCCCAGGAGAGCGGGGGCUAUAUGCUGAUGUCCCCCAGCGGGAGCUCCUCUCCAGACGGGCCUGGCCAGGGCGACUACAUGAACAUGUCUCCCUUCAGCCGCUCCGCCUCCAGCACCCCUCCGGAGUACAGCCCCCUGCUGGCCCCGCCCUUCUACUCCCUGCCCCGCUCCUACAGGCAUGGGCAGAGGCCCUUCUCCUUCCCCUUCCACCCGGGACGCCUCUCCAGCUCCUCUUCCGCCAGCUCGGACAGCCUGGAAGAACUGGCGGGCACUUUGGCCCGGCCCCCUCUGAAGCUGCUUGUGGGGGGAAGAGGCACACUGGCAGCACCCCACAGCUCUGGGGAGUACGUCAGCAUUGAAUACGACCCCAGAGCCCCCGGCUGCGCCCACCUGGAACGCCAAGCUGUGUCGGCGGAGGCCAGCGAGGGGGUGGGGCCUGCUGGCGAUGGUGCGACGGUGCCAGUGACCUGCCCUGUGCAAGCAGAGGCUCAAGGAAGGCAGCACCAGGACUCCGAGGCGGAGUGGAGCGGAGGGCAGCCGCAUGAGGCCCAGACUGAGCUGGGGCUGAAUUAUAUUGACCUCGACCUGGUGAAGGAGGCCCACGCAGAGGGGGGCCCCACCCUGUGUGCUGCUGCUGCCCCCAGCCAGGGCGGGGCCCGCCACACGUACGCCAGCAUCGACUUCCACCGCCCGUGAGAGCUGCGUGGGG
Molecule: messenger RNA, 1957 nt
Organism: Heteronotia binoei (common prickly gecko)
Lineage: Eukaryota; Metazoa; Chordata; Lepidosauria; Squamata; Gekkonidae
Product: insulin receptor substrate 1-like
Exons: 2
Coding region: 1-1944 (647 amino acids)
Biological process (GO): insulin receptor signaling pathway
Cellular component (GO): cytosol; plasma membrane
Molecular function (GO): insulin receptor binding; phosphatidylinositol 3-kinase binding
Source: RefSeq, a predicted model, not a curated record